This is a messenger RNA of Musca vetustissima, 529 nucleotides long. RefSeq names its product inverted formin-2-like. The annotation marks the transcript as partial. Gene Ontology annotation, molecular function: actin binding. The transcript has 4 exons. Gene Ontology annotation, biological process: cellular component organization. The record is from RefSeq and is a predicted model, not a curated record. Lineage: Eukaryota; Metazoa; Arthropoda; Insecta; Diptera; Muscidae.
AUGGACUCACGCAUCGGCCUGGAUUACAUUGUCGAAAAUCGUGAUUAUAUUUCGAAAUUAGGUACUGCAUUAGAUACCAACAAUGCCGUAGUUAAAAAACAAGUAUUCGAAUUACUAUCAGCGUUAUGUGCAUAUAAUGCCGAUGGUUAUACUCGUGCCAUAGAAACAUUAGAAUUUUAUAAGAAUCUCAAAAAUGAACGCUACCGUUUUAAAAUUGUCAUCAACGAAUUGGAAAAAGCAACGAACAUUGAAUAUCAGGUCGCCCUAUUGGCAUUCAUUAAUUGUGUGAUAAUAUCGGCGGCAUCAUUGCAAGAUCGAAUACGAAUACGCAAUGAAUUUAUAGGUUUAAAAGUUCUUCCUCUGUUAAAUAAUUUAAGAAAAGUUGCACAAAGUGUAGGAGAUAUUAUUGUACAAUUGGACGUAUUCGACGAGCAGAGAGAAUGCGACGAAGCCCAAAGCCUACAAGGCCCAAAUGGCAUCAAUCUAAACUCACAUCUUGACGUCUUCUAUGCAAUAUUGAGACAGGUAU